AGAGAGUCCGCAGAGUGGGGGGGGGGGGAGGGGGGCGCAAGGCUUGUGAACGGCCGGCCGGUCCAGCUGCACUCUCUCCUCUCUGCUGCUGCCUCGGGGGGAAUUAAUUUAUUUCAAAACAACCACACAAGAGGAGGUGUACUGCUGAAUAAAUGGCUGCUGACAGAGAGGGGUAAGAAGAUGACGAACGAGUUUUGGGACCGGCUGUAAGGAGAGAGAAGAAGGCGAAAUGGCAGUGCAUGUUUUCAAAUGCCUGCGCCGGCCCGGGCGCUAGAACAACCAACAGGUAGUAGGAGCUCGAGUUUUUUCACGGUAUCGUCCGAGUCAGAUGGCGGCAGGUGGAGUUCAAAACCGACUGACUUGGCAGGCGUCUGUGGUUUCUGUGUGUGUUUGAGAGUGUGUAGGGCCACCCUCUGUUUUGACAGAAGAGUUAUGGAAUAUGAGGAGCCCGACGUGCCCCCCGCUGACAACCCCAUUAAAAGAGGAGGAGCCGUGUCCAAGAAGACUCAUUUGACUCAGAUUGAAGUUAUCCCAUGUAAGAUCUGCGGGGAUAAAUCCUCUGGAGUACAUUAUGGAGUCAUCACUUGUGAGGGCUGCAAGGGAUUUUUCCGGCGUAGCCAGCUGCCUACUGUAUCCUACUCCUGCUCCAGGCAGAACAACUGUCAGAUCGACCGGGCCAGCCGCAACCGCUGCCAACACUGCCGCCUGCAGAAGUGUUUAGACCAGGGCAUGAGCAGAGAUGCGGUGAAGUUCGGACGGAUGUCCAAACGUCAGCGGGACUCUCUGAUCGCUGAAGUGGAGAGGCACCGACAGCAGCAGCAGCAGCAGCAGCAACCGCAGCAACAGCUUCAGGGAGACGCCCAUUCUCUCUUGUCCUUCCCCACCAAGGCCCUUCAAGACCGCUCCCCACAGCUCCUUCAGCCCAUGGCCUCGGCCUACUCCUUCACUGGGGGGGCCGAGCUGCUGUCCUACAAUGCUGAUGUUCACCCUUACCUGGUGUGCUCCCAGAACGAGACGCAGGUGUCUGGUAUGAUCUACCGAGGCUCAGGUGUGUCUCCCACAUCGAGAUCUCAGGAGAGGGGGGACAACAGCGGACACCCUGACAUAAGAGAAUUUGACUGCAGACAGCCAUCUCACGAUCUGUUGGCGAUUCAUCCCUACAAUCCCCUGGAGGAUCCUUACAACCUCUAUCCUCACUCUCUGAGAAACAUAGAUGAGCUGUGUGCCAGUAUUGUGCGUUCCCACAGAGAGACCAGCAAGUACAGAGUGGAGGAGCUGCAGGCUCUCAGAUGGAAACUGUUUAGCAGAGAAGAGAUCCAAGUCUACCAGAGCAAAUCGGUGGAUGAUAUGUGGCAGCACUGCGCCAUCCGAUUGACUGAUGCCGUGCAGUAUGUUGUGGAGUUCGCAAAACACAUCCCAGGCUUCCGUAUGCUCAGCCAGAAUGACCAGAUUGCUCUCCUGAAGACUGGCUCCAUGGAGGUGGUUUUGGUCAGGAUGAGCCGCUUCUUCAACACAGAGAACAGCACCGUCUUCUUUGACGGGAAAUUUGCUGGAGCUGAAGUCUUCAAGUCUUUGGCAUGUGGGGAUUUAAUCACAGCAGUGUUUGACUUUGCUCAUGGUAUGUGUGCUCUGAAGCUCACCGAUCAGCAGAUCGCUCUAUUCAGUGCUCUGGUGCUGAUCAACACAGAUCGUCCAUGUUUGGAGGACAGAGGCAAAGUUCAGCGAGUGCAAAGAAGCGUAGAGUUGGGACUCACACACAUUCUACACAGAGACAACCAAGAAAGUCUAAUGCACAAGCUGUACCAGAGGAUGGCAGUGUUGCGUUCACUGUGCAGUCUGCACAUGGAGAAGCUGCGCUGGUUCAGUCUGCGUUACCCGCUCAUUGCUCACUCUCUUUUCCCUCCACUUUACAAAGAGCUGUUUGCCUCUGAGGCAGAGCUGCUGCCGGCAACCAUUCACUGAUAAUUCACUAGAAUAUGCAAGACAGA
Molecule: messenger RNA, 1988 nt
Organism: Etheostoma cragini (Arkansas darter)
Lineage: Eukaryota; Metazoa; Chordata; Actinopteri; Perciformes; Percidae
Gene: rorc
Product: RAR-related orphan receptor C
Exons: 12
Coding region: 250-1962 (570 amino acids)
Biological process (GO): regulation of transcription by RNA polymerase II
Cellular component (GO): nucleus
Molecular function (GO): RNA polymerase II cis-regulatory region sequence-specific DNA binding; nuclear receptor activity; zinc ion binding
Source: RefSeq, a predicted model, not a curated record